AUGCAAUCUCCUCCUAAGAUUCUUAUCGUUGGAUCCGGUCCCGCUGGUCUUAGCCUCGCUCUGUCACUCCUGAAGAACGGGAUACCCGUUCGGAUUAUCGAGAAAGAUGCAACGCAUCAUAAUGGCGAACGUGGUCCCGGAAUUAUGCCUCGUACGCUUGAAAUCGAGUAUUUCCUUGGCGCUGGAAAUGACGUCCGCAAGACCGGGGCCAAACCGGCAACGAUUAACGUUUUCGAUCUGGAAGAUCCUCACCGCAUCAAACAGUCUUCGGGGAUGAUGGAAGACGUCGAGCCAACGCCCGCUUUCCCAAUUACGCGAGCGGUAGUCCUUGGCCAAUGGCGCCAUCAGGCCAUCCUUCGCAAGCACGUUGAAGCUCUUGGCGGAAACAUUGAGCUCGGAACGACUUUUAUUGGCUGCACACAAGACGAGAAUGGUGUGACGGCAGUGAUUCAAAAGACGGUAGAUGGCGUCGAGAAUACAGAAAAGGCUCACUUCGAGUACCUCGUAGGUGCGGACGGUGGGCGAAGUGCUGUACGGAAAGCUAUGGGUGUUAAUUUUCGGGGAGAAACCCGUGAAGAAGGAAGACUGCACCUUGUUGAUACUCGUAUAGAAGGACUCGAAGUCGAUACGGACGUCGGCAUGUGGGGUAGCCACAAGACUGCGAUGGUAGCGCUUAGGCAAACGGUGGACCCUGGUCUGUUCCAGGCGGUCUUUUCCGGUCCCGGGGUGAACUACGACUACCUCAGAGAACAUGACGACCCGCAAACAAUUCAGAACGAACUACAUAGGAUCAUGAACCGUACUGAUAUUCGAGUCACUGAAAUAACUUGGCAUGGCGAGUGGAGACCGAAUAUCCGCAUGGUGGACCAUUUCCAGGUCGAACGGCUUUUCAUCAUCGGUGACGCUGCGCACACGCAUUCUCCGACAGGAGGGCAGGGAUUGAACUCCAGUAUACAGGAUGCUUUCAACCUCGGCUGGAAGCUUGCUCUAGCAAUCAAAGGAAGUGCUUCACCGCACUUGUUAGAAUCCUUUGAAAGCGAGCGGCUCCCGGUGAUUGCGGAGAUGCUACAGCUCACGACCAAGUUACUUGACAGCUUUGUUACGACUGGCUCUACUCAGACAUCCGUCGAAGAAGCGACUAAGAAACAAUCUCAACAAAGUACGAAGGAUGAAAAUAUAUGGUUCCGUGAUAGGAGACUUCUGCAACUCGACCUACACUAUCGCUGGAGCCCGGUGGUCAUCGAUGAGCGUUUUCCACAACUCAACCCGGCCUCUAUGGAUGCGUAUGGUCUGGUGACUACGGAAAGACGAGCCGGAGAUCGUGCUCCUGACGCACCGUCUCUCACUGGAUCGGGCGCCCCCAAUCGACUUUUCGACAUAUUCAACCCAGCAAAGCACACCAUAUUACUGUUUGUAGCAGAUCAAUCCCAAGUCGGCCAAGCACUCGCGACCAUAGCCCCAUUUUCCUCGAUUGACGCGGGAUUGAUACAGAAAGUACUCGUGCUCCCCGCAGGUGUGGACGCGUCGAACGUUUCAACUAGCAACAUGAAGUAUGUUGUUGUGGACUCAGAGGGACACGCAUUUACCAAUUAUGGUGUGAACCCUUCGGAUGGUUUGCCAACGGUGGUGAUUGUACGACCUGAUGCUAUGAUAGGGGCAUUCCUGAAGACGGAGGCUGGCACUCGCAAAUAUCUUUCGGCUGUCUUCUAG
Molecule: messenger RNA, 1710 nt
Organism: Fomitiporia mediterranea MF3/22
Lineage: Eukaryota; Fungi; Basidiomycota; Agaricomycetes; Hymenochaetales; Hymenochaetaceae
Exons: 9
Coding region: 1-1710 (569 amino acids)
Molecular function (GO): FAD binding
Source: RefSeq, a predicted model, not a curated record